AUGAACGCUAUUCAUUCCUUAGUUUGUGUGCAUGUACCAUCCGUUUUGCAGUCAGUGCCAAUCCCUAAGACGUUUCGAGGCUUGGCGUCUUUGUCAUUCAAAGAAUUAAUUCAACUUUCUGUCUUUACCACUUUUUCAGCGGCUGUUGCGUAUUCUGUCUACUACACGGCCAGAUCUUUGUGCUCGGCAAGUUCUGGCCACAUAAAUCGCUGUUACAAAAAAGAACAGGCGAAAUGCGUCGACAUCAUUGAUAUUGAGACGAUUGAUCAAAAAAAGUGUUAUUGUCGUUGCUGGUUAUCGUCAAAGUUUCCCUACUGCGACGGAGCUCACAACAAACAUAAUAAAGAAACGGGUGAUAAUGUUGGCCCACUAAUUAUCCACCCGAAGAAAACCCUAUAA
Molecule: messenger RNA, 399 nt
Organism: Dibothriocephalus latus
Lineage: Eukaryota; Metazoa; Platyhelminthes; Cestoda; Diphyllobothriidea; Diphyllobothriidae
Source: the annotation of a GenBank genome assembly